Periophthalmus magnuspinnatus is the source of this 5022-nucleotide messenger RNA. Its product is annotated as protein kinase C iota type. Bases 169 to 2127 code for a protein of 652 amino acids. Lineage: Eukaryota; Metazoa; Chordata; Actinopteri; Gobiiformes; Gobiidae. The record is from RefSeq and is a predicted model, not a curated record. Gene Ontology annotation, biological process: protein phosphorylation. Gene Ontology annotation, molecular function: ATP binding; protein binding; protein serine/threonine kinase activity. The transcript has 18 exons.
CUUCAAAGUUUCUGGAGGAGUGGAGUUCAUGCAACUUGGCGGAAGGUUUGUCCCGGUGGGGAGGCGUCAGGUCUGGAAGGGCUCCUGGGAGUGUCGGACGGUCUGUCGUGUUCCGUUAUCAUCGGGUACAGUCGAAGUCAGACGGAGUAAACCGAGCCGUGUCGUACCAUGCACACCCCAGCGCCUAACGGAACCAUGGAUCUGCGCGGGGAGCGGGUCAAAGUGAAGGCGCAUUACUGCGGAGACAUAUUUAUCACUGAGCUGGACUCCUCCCUCUCCUUUGCUCAGCUGUGUGCAAAAGUGCGCAGCAUGUGCAGCCUAGCUCUACAGCGCCCCCUAACCCUCAAGUGGAUCGAUGAUGAAGGAGACCCGUGCACCGUGUCCUCUCAGAUGGAGUGGGAGGAGGCCUAUCGCAUCCACAGCCGCUCCAAGAGGACUGGACUCCAGCUGCACGUGUUCCCCAGUGCUCCAGAGAGGCCUGGUCUGCCUUGCCCCGGAGAGGACAAGUCCAUCUACCGGCGUGGAGCUCGGAGAUGGAGGAAACUGUACCACGUGCAUGGACAUCUCUUCCAGGCCAAGCGCUUUAACAGGAAGGCUCCGUGUGCCCACUGCGCUGAGAGGAUAUGGGGGCUGACCGCUCAGGGCUACAAGUGUAUCAGCUGCAGACUGCUACUGCAUAAGCGCUGCCACCGACUCUACUCCCAGACCUGCCCUGGGCGCAUGGAUCCAGGCAUGCCCUCUCCUGCAGACUCCAGGGCCGAGGAGGUGGACAUCCCCCCGGAGCACAUGGAUGGUAGAGAUGGAAUCUCGUUUAUACCACACAACUGCACCGUGGACAAAACGGAGGAUCAGAACACUCAGGAGCUCUCAGCAGUGGUGGACGGUAUCGAUGGCAUUAAGCUCUCCCCUGGCCUGUCCCCUGGCCUGUCCCCUGGCCUGUCCCCUGGUCUAUCCCCUGGCCUGUCCCCUGGCCUGUCCCCUGCCUUGUCCCCUGCCCUGUCCCCUGGAAUGUCUCCUGGGCUCUCUCCAGGACUGUCCCAGAGUCUGUCCCCAGGCUUGUCUCAGAGCCUGUCCCCAGGUGUGUCUCUGGGGCUGGCGGAUUUCGAGUUGGUGCGGGUGAUUGGGAGGGGGAGCUACGCCAAAGUCCUGCUGGUGCGGCUAAAGAAGGACGAGCAACUGUACGCCAUGAAGGUGGUCAAAAAGGAGCUGGUGCACGAUGAUGAGGACAUUGACUGGGUGCAGACGGAGAAGCAUGUGUUUGAGCAGGCCUCCACAAACCCUUUUCUGGUGGGAUUGCACUCCUGUUUCCAAACGCCCAGCAGGUUAUUCCUGGUUAUAGAGUAUGUGAACGGAGGAGACCUGAUGUUCCAUAUGCAGCGACAGAGGAAGCUCCCGGAGGAACAUGCCAGGUUCUACGCAGCAGAGAUCUGUAUAGCGUUGAAUUUCCUGCACGAAAAAGGCAUUAUUUACCGUGACCUGAAACUGGACAACGUUCUUCUGGACCAUGACGGCCACAUCAAGCUCACCGACUACGGCAUGUGCAAGGAAGGCAUCCAGCCUGGAGACACCACCAGUACAUUCUGCGGAACUCCAAACUACAUUGCCCCUGAGAUUCUCCGAGGAGAGGACUAUGGCUUUAGUGUGGACUGGUGGGCUCUGGGUGUCCUCAUGUUUGAGAUGAUGGCUGGGCGCUCUCCGUUUGACAUCAUCACAGAUAACCCGGACAUGAACACAGAGGAGUACCUCUUUCAGGUGAUCCUGGAGAAGCCCAUUCGGAUUCCAAGGUCUCUGUCGGUGAAGGCAGCCAGCGUGCUCAAGGGCUUCCUCAACAAGGAUCCCAAGGAGCGGCUGGGGUGCCAGGUUCAAACGGGCUACACAGACAUCAAGUCACACACGUUCUUCCGCAGUAUAGACUGGGAGCAACUGGAGAAGAAACAGGUGAUGCCUCCCUUCGUCCCUCAGAUCUCAGACGAGCUAGGUCUGGAGAACUUUGACACUCAGUUCACUAAUGAGCCUGUGCAGCUGACACCUGACGACCAGGACAUCAUCAAGAGAAUAGACCAGUCUGAGUUUGAGGGCUUUGACUACAUCAACCCUCUGCUGAUGUCCUCAGAGGACACAGUCUGAGGACUACCCCCCAUGUCCUCACGUGUCCCCCCUAGCCUCCUGAACUCUGCUGGACCUGCCUGGCGCAUGUCUUUGGGGUGAGACUGUGGAUACUGUACCGAGAGGGUGGCUGAGGUUUGGGGGGUUCUUUGUCCCAGAUGUCACAGAUGUCCCAGAUGUCCCAGACUUUGAAGGACAGAGCUGGACACACCCAUCACGUCCUGAACAUCAACUGCACUUUUGCGUUUUCUAUUUUGUCCUUGUCCACACAAUAAGAAUGUACUCUAGAAUCCGAUAUAAAUGUGUAAUUUAAAUUAUGGUUAAGGAUGAGUGGAAUGAAUGAUGCCUUUUCAUCGAUGCUCACACUUUGUCUGUUUUUAGAUUUUUGUUUUUUUUAAAUACUGUUGAGCGAUUUCAAAUGUCAGUGGGAUUUUAAUUUAAGAAGUGCCUCCAGUGUAUUUGUUCCUGCUUUGGGACCACAUGUGGGUCCAUGGAGGUUUGAAGAGCUGUCCAGAGAAGAGCCAGCUGACCUGAGCACAGUCCUGCCGUAUCACUCCACGCCUCAUCACUGCUCCAGCCCCGUGUCCACUGCUGCCCAGAGAAAAAGGAGAAAUGUUCAAACUAUUUCACCAGAAUGUAGUGACGCUAGUUCGGAGGCUAUGUCCAUGCUAAUAGAAAGUGAAAGUUCCCAUGUUAUGACCUGUUCUGGCUUUUAGCAAUAGUUUUUACUGUUUGAAAUGUUUAGCAAUGUUAAAGCAGACCUAUUAUGCUAAAUGUAUUUUCAAAGCUUUUAGCCAUGCUGUAAUUGUUUCGCCUUCUCAUUUACCCUUUCAAAGUUAUAUUUGUGAUUCAUACAUGUUUGAGCAGUCUUUAAUCACUUAUUUUUAAGACGCCAUUUUGUCGAUUUAAUUCCUUCUCCAAUUUUAUUUAUUUUUGUAAUUGGCGAUACACAUAGGAUUCGGCAUUUUGGUACAAAUGGAAAAAAAAAAUCCAGUAUGCGCUACUGUGAUGUGUAGCAUAGAAGGGGCUGACAACUUCACAGAUCUUUGUUAUGAUGAUGUUUAUGGCAAUAUUUGCUCCCAUUGAGCACUGCAGUUUCUUAAUGUGGAAGUCAGUGGACUCGUUUCUUUUAUUAAAUUGUUUUAGAUUAAUAUUCCAAUUUUAAAUGUGCAAAUUAUAAUAUAAUGAUCCACAGGUGUCAUAGAUUAUAACUAAAUAGCAGACACAAGCACAAUUUGUCUGCUUUAAUAUUGUAGCAUUAUGAUCAGCUGGGGAGGGUAGCAAUAAAAAAAUGUAAAAAAUGUAACCUUUUAGCCCAAAAAUAAACAAAAAUAUAAGAUGGAGUAUUGCAUAGGAGUAAAUGAUUGGUGUUCUAUUUUAUUAAAAAGUAAAAGUAUACUUGAGAAGGAUACUCGAGGACUCCCCUCUCAGACUAUUAUGAUAACUCAAAAUACAAGCUUCCAGGUCUAGUUGUGUUGUUUUGUCACUGAACUUGCUAAAAAGCAACUAUAUUGACCAUUAUCCCUUGUUUCGUCUCAGUUCAGCUAACAUAAAGUAACUUUUAAAAUCUUAAUCUCUGAGAAAAUGACAGUAGCACAGUCAAUUUUAGAGAAAACUAGUAUUUCUACAAUAAUGCUAAACGUCUCGAAUAAAUAGCUCCUCCACCUGCUAGUAAUAGUAAGGAGUUUGAUGUAGGGUUGUCAAUAAUAUUGAAUAUCAGAUAUGAAUCAAUACUAAAACUAGUAUCGUAACUAGAUACUCAUUUGAGCAAACAAUAUAAAGUAGAGUCCUAUGAUUUAAUGUUGAAAAUCACAUUCUUUUGUCUUAAGAAAAAGUGUCUUAUUAUAACUGUGGUAUCAGAAUUGGUAUUGAGUAUCUCUCGAAAUUGAGUUUGAAAUGUUUAUAUUGUGUCAAUACUGGUUUGAUGCACUCAGUUUAACAUAACAUGGGACCUUUCAAAAGAGAAAUGUCUGAAGUAGCUGAUUGUUCAUAUGUGAAGUGAGUUUUUACAGUACAUUUUUUGCAUAGAUGAAUGAACUGCACACUGCAAAAACAAUAUGUGUACAUGAGUUAAAAUUCUCACAAUUAUAACCAUGAUUUUGACGAUAUUUUGGAAUGGUUUCAAGAUAUUUUUACAAGCCAAAUUAAGGAUGGUAUCAGUCUGAUAUUGAAAACAAGUCCUUGUGUACCUUUGUGUUAUUUAUAGAGUCCUCAGUUCAUCAAAUUCGUCUUUUUGAAUAGACUAAUUAGCAGCAGUUGCACUAAAACAUGGCUGCCUGCACAAUUAUGCAACAAAUGAUUUAAUAUGUUAGAAAACUUCAUUUGUGAAUUUAAAGACGACAUAUGUAAAAAUUAACUUUUUGGAGCUUUCUACCAUGUUAUAAUGUUCACUCAUCAAAACCAUACCUGAAGAGGUUUUAGAUAUCAUCCACGCAUGUUUGACUAUUUUAGAGCUCUCUCCCGGGCCCUAAUCGAACUUGCUUUACCGUAUGAACUACAUCUUCACAAACCUGAUGCCAUGUGCCAGUAGGACUGACUUGGUGCGGAGAGCAAAGGGUCAAAACUUAAACUGAAAAUAAAAAUAAAACAGGUUAAUAUGUUGUUUCAAAACAAUAAAAGGUAACAUGAUGAUCUGAAUGUGUUAUGUGUUAGCAGUUAAUAUUCUAUAGAAGUAUAAUACCCCCUCUUUAACUUGGAUGGACUAUGGAUUUAAUUAGCAAAUGUCAGAUAUUGACUCAAAAAAUGCACACAAUCAUAAUAUGCAUUUAUGAUUAAACGGAAUUCAUUUACUAUGCACCUCUUGUUUUUGCAGUGUAGUGACAGGUGUUUUAAAGCAGCGUUUGAACAGAAGAGUGCAUUCCCGAGCAGUCAGACAUGGUGCUUCUCAUUGUUUUAUUAAAGCCUGUCUAAGUGCUC